AUGUCGAAACUUCAAGACCACAAGACCACACACGAUCACCCCAUCAAGGUUAUGAAGGACGAUGGCCAGGUGACUGAAGCCCUCCGGAGGGAGGGUGGGGAUGGUCAUGUUGCGACGCCGGCCGUCCCGGCAUCUGGACGAGCAAUCUUGGUUGACCCACGCGGCCUACCUCUGGUCCCGCAACCGAAUUCAGACCCGUUGGAUCCCCUGAACUGGUCAAAGUCAGAAAAGGCACUUAUCUUAUUCAUUGUUUGUUACGCCGGCUUCUUGUCCAUUUACCUGACAACCGCACCGGUGGCAUCAUUUCCACUGCUCCAAGAGCAUUUCAACAUCAGCUACUCCGAGGUCAAUUGGUCCUUAGGCGUCCCGGCUCUGGGUCUUGCUAUCGGGAUCUUGCUCUUUGCAGGGUUCUCGGAUGUCUGGGGUCGUCGCCCUGUUCUGCUGGGCACUACUCUAAUCGCUCUGGUAGCCACCGGCUGCACAACGACUGCCAAUUUGCCCUAUGGGGCAUAUCUGGUGCUCCGCCUCCUUCAAGGAAUUGGCGCCGGACCAGCGCUUAACGUAGGCUUUGCCAUUGUUCAAGACGUCACGUACGAACACGAGAGAGGGUUUAAGACUGGUCUUUGGAUCUUGUCGAUCGAUGUAGGAGGGAUGAUUGGUGCCUUUCGUGAGUUUUGCUUGGAGUUUAACGGAGUAGUAGAUCUGAUCCUGAGCAUAGUGGGAGGGUUUGUUGCCGACGCUGGGAUCUUGUGGGUGCAGUACCACGUUGCAAUUGCAUACGGCGUUCUCCUGCUGCUCGAGGCUUUCCUCUUGCCAGAAACAUUCUAUCCACGGGACUUGAUCUCUGAUAGCGUCAUGCUGGGCAGAGAAUUGGAAAGUGUCAAAAGAACAAAGAGUUUGAGAUUCUGGAAAGUACAGCAGCUUCAAGUCGGAUCUAGAAGGCGGACUUUCAUGACAGCCAUUCGAUUCAUGAAACUUCUGACACAACCUCGACUCAUGUGUGCCAUCAUCCCCUAUAUAUUCUUCCAGUAUUGGUGGGUCGUAUCUAUUCUCACAAUGGGGCCAGUAGCAUAUGCGCAAUACAGCACUCAGACUCAAGGCCUGCUUUGGCUUGGCCUCAUCUCUGGCACUAUCACCAUAGAAAUCGUGUGCUCAGGUCGAAUGCUCGACAAUAUCGCUUCACGGCUUGCAAAAAGCAACAACGACAUCAUGACGCCUGCUAUGUACCUAUGGCUUGCUUAUCCUGCAACUCUACUCGGGGCGGGUGGAUGCAUCUUGUGGGGACUAUCAAUUGAUCGUCAUUGGCAUUUUAUGGUGGACGAGCUAGCCUUGUUUAUCUUUGCUGCAGGAUUGCAGAUGGGAAACGUAACAGUGGUUACGUACGCAAUUACGGCGUUCCCAGACAGCGUUCUGGAAGUAAUAUCCUUGUACGGAGUUCUCUACAAUGUUUCCGCAUUCCUCGUCCCUUGGUUCAUCAAUGAUUGGGUAGAAGCUCUAGGCUUUACAUGGAGUUUUGCAACACAAGGUCUUAUCACUCUUUUGGUAAUUCCAAGCGUCAUGAUACUUCAGAUGUAA
Molecule: messenger RNA, 1575 nt
Organism: Colletotrichum gloeosporioides
Lineage: Eukaryota; Fungi; Ascomycota; Sordariomycetes; Glomerellales; Glomerellaceae
Product: putative MFS-type transporter
Exons: 6
Coding region: 1-1575 (524 amino acids)
Biological process (GO): transmembrane transport
Molecular function (GO): transmembrane transporter activity
Source: RefSeq, a predicted model, not a curated record